This is a messenger RNA of Anthostomella pinea, 3639 nucleotides long. The record is from the annotation of a GenBank genome assembly. Lineage: Eukaryota; Fungi; Ascomycota; Sordariomycetes; Xylariales; Xylariaceae.
AUGUUCUGGAGGUUCGGCGGCUACGCCAACAUCUCCACCAUUGACACCAUCCUCGAUAAGCCCGACUUUCAGCUGGAAGACCUCCUCGACGAGAGCGAUCUGAUCCAGGAGCUCAAGCAGCACAACACAAAACUCAUAGAGUACCUCCGUGAAGAUAGGGUCCUCGCGAAACUCCUGGAAUAUGUCGUCGCUCCCCGCCUCGCCCCCGUAGAGACCCCCGACCAAGACCCCAAAGACAGCCAAGAUGACGAAAAGAAGUCCAGGUCGAGGGCACUUUCCUUCGGCCGCCCCCGCGCCUCCUCCAGAGCCACCACCGACGAGCCCGAGGAAGACGAGGUCGAGAAGAAGCGGAACCGCUAUGCCUACGUCGCCGCCGAGGUUCUGUCAUCUGACAACUGGUCCAUCUACGAGUCGCUGAUGGAGAGUCGCGCUCUCCUGCGCCACUUCUGGAACUUCUUGAAGCUUCCCGCUCCGCUCGACCCCCUCCAGGCCAGCUAUUUUACCAAGGUCAACGAGUCUCUCUUUGACAAGAAGACACAGGAGAUGGUCGACCUCCUUAAAUCGCUCGACGACGCCAUCCCCGACAUGCUGCGCCACGUGGACUGCCCCAUGAUCAUGGACCUGUUGCUCAAAAUUAUUAGCCUCGAGCGCACCGAUGAGGGCCAGGGCGUCGUUGAGUUUGCUGACAUGGCCCCUGUGCAACGCCAGUGGUUAUACACCAAAGAUGUCAUGCCGACACUGCUUUCCUUCCUGGGUCCCGAGAACAGCUGGGCCACGCAGACAGCUGCUGGUGAUUUCAUCAAGGCCAUCAUCACCGUCUCCGCCAACGCCUCGCAGAACGAGCAAGCCUGCAUCGGCCCCAACGAGCUCACUCGCCAACUGGUGUCUAAGCCUGGCGCCGAGAAAAUCAUUGGGUACAUGCUUGGUGGCAAGAACCCCUUGACCGUAGGUGUAGGUAUUAUCAUCGAGGUCAUCCGGAAGAACAACUCCGAUUAUGACCCGGAUGUCGGUCCCGAUUCGAACGCCCUACCCUCCAGCCGGGAUCCCAUAUACCUUGGCCCUCUGUUGCGCCUCUUCGCCGAGCACGUACCGGACUUCAUGAAUCUGAUUCUUAACGCCCCGGCUAAGAAGAAGCGCCUGGACUCUACCUUUGGAGACCAGAUCGAGCCCCUCGGCUUUGACCGCUUCAAGACAUGUGAGCUCAUGGCCGAGCUCCUGCAUUGCAGUAACAUGGCGCUCCUGAAUGAGGUCGGGUCAGAACAAGUCAUCACGACCCGCGACGAGGAGAGGCGACGGUUGCGCGCCGAAGGACGGCUUACUGCUAAUCGUGGUGAAGAAGCACAGUCGUCAGAAGAUCUUACUAUGCGACCACGCCACUCCUCCCCUGACGAUAGCCGCAAGCUUGAGGUCACAAACGCAUCCGACGAUGAUGGCUUCGAAGAGGUCACUCCGUCCGGAGAAAUGACGGAGGAUACUUCUCACGAGUUUGUCAAGGCGGAAGAGGAGAUUCCUGCUGGUCCAUCCACGUCCUUCCUUGACAAGGACGACGACGAGUUUGUAGACGAACCUCUGAGCUCACCUCGACUUAACUUCCAAGAUGUUCAGGUCAACGAGCAACAAUUCGAGAACCCCGAGCUUGUUGUCGCUCCGUUGUCGCCCAAGAAACCAGGAAUGGCCCAAUCUGAAUCUCAAGCGGCGGAUACGGCCUCAGCGGCAAAGUCUGAGGAUCUGCCCAAGUCUGAUACGACGAGCAGCGCGGCCGAAAUAGGGGAUCCCGGCAGCAAAACCGGCGAGCGAGAUCCGAAUCCGUCGGCGGGCAUCCAAGCAACUGUAUCCGAAGUCACACCAGAAGAAACAUCGGCUCCUGGCCAGCAGUCGUCCACUGAGGCUUCUAGUGUGGCACCGGGCACUGCGCACCCGGCACCCGAGGCCGAGGUCCCUAGUGUGGACGCAACGGCAGCAGCCAGGGACACUGAUGCUCCGGUGGACGAGUCGCAAACCAGUCCUCAGGACGCUGGUAUCACGACUGAAGCCACCACCGGCGAGGCAUCUUUGAUUGGGGACCGUCCUGAGUCUGCUAAGCAAAUAUCAGGGGAGCAUGUGAACCCGGUUGUGGGUGACUUUUUGAAGAAGCAGUUUGUGGAACACCGCGUCGUCCCGACCAUACUGUCUUUCUUCUUCCGAUAUCCAUGGAACAACUUCCUUCACAACGUGGUAUACGACAUUGUGCAGCAGGUAUUCAACGGGCCUAUGGAUCGCGGGUUCAACCCAAGCCUUGCUAUCUCCCUAUUCGAAGCUGCGGAUGUCACCAAUGCCAUCAUCAGGGGACAGGCCUCCAGCGAGCAAUCACAGACCCAGAACAAGACACGCAUGGGCUACAUGGGACACUUGACGCUCAUUGCUGAGGAGGUAGUCAAGUUCACAGAGCGUAACCCCCCGGAAUUGCUCUCUGAGCUGGUUCUGGACCGUGUCAUGAGCCAGGACUGGAUCAACUAUGUCGAGGGUGCGUUGGCCGAGACACGUGAGAGGGACAAUGCCAUCCUUGGCGGUGUCAGACCCGAGGUUGCUAUGAGCAAUAGGGCGCAGAUGUCCAACAACGGCCUUGGCGGUAUGGGCUUGUCUAGCCUUGGACUCGGAGGUGGCCAGGCCGCAGGGUCCAGCACGCUUGCAGACGCUGGCCUGGCCGGCGGUGCCAGCAACCAGGACACACAGGAUAACGGCAGCGGAAGCAGUAUCGGGCCUUUCAGCAUAAGCUCCGGGCUCCUCACCGGCUCUGGCUUCGGAAGCUCUAGUGAUGAAGAAGAAGACGAGGCGGAAGACAAUGAGGAGGAAGUGAAUAAUGAGUUCCAGUCAUACACCGACCCAUUAAACACAUCGCCAUCGUCGUUGGAGCCACCCUCAAUUCCCCCUCCACCACCGCCGCCGCCCCCGUUGAACAUCCCACCUUCGCGCGCCCGCCUCCAGCUUGCUGCGCGUUUGGCCAUGCAUCAGAAACCUGCCAGUACGGCGUCAGCGCAGUCUGCCGAGGUUGAGGAUGGCGGCGACGGCGAUGACUCGGGACUUGCCCGGGAGCCCGACAGUAUCCUUCAAAAUCCUUUCGAGGAUGAUGGAGAAGACGAUGUCGAUGACGACAGCGACGACGGUCUGAGUGGAGAAGGUGACGACGCGGAGUCAUGGAAUGCGGGGGCUGAACGCGGUAGCUGGUGGCGCGGGGCAUUGAGCAGAGGCAAGGAGAGGUUCGGCGACGGCAGGGAUGAUUCCGACUCGGACAAGGAAGAGGCGGGCGAAGGCGAUGAGGAAGACGAGGAGUUUGGCGAUUUCGCCAUGCCUGAAGUUGACAAGGACGGCAGCAACGAGAAGGGCAGCGUGAUUGUGAAGCCGCUCCCGGUCCAUCCGCCGUCGCAGAGCCAGAAGAGCUCGGCGUUUACCAGUCUCUGGCCAUUCGGAUCCAAAGACAAGGACAAGGACAAGGACAAGGAGAAGCCGAAGGGCAAGGAGGGGGACGAGGCCGGCGACGUGGCUCCGGAGGCACUGGGCGAGAUCACGGGCGAUGAUGGUGAGAAGAUAAGGCCUACUCACGAAGCCGCCCGGCGGACGAGCAUCGAGGAUCCUGACGAGGAGGAGGAGGUGGUCGUCUAG